AUGGAGGCCAGAGACAAGCAAGUGCUUCGCUCCCUUCGCCUGGAGCUGGGUGCAGAGGUGCUGGUGGAGGGACUGGUUCUUCAGUAUCUUUACCAGGAAGGGGUCUUGACGGAAAACCAUGUUCAAGAAAUCAAAGCUCAAACCACAGGCCUCCGGAAAACAAUGCUGCUGCUGGACAUCCUACCUUCCAGAGGUCCUAAAGCAUUUGAUGCAUUCCUCGAUUCCCUCCAGGAGUUUCCCUGGGUCAGGGAGAAGCUGGAGAAGGCGAGAGAAGAAGCCAUACCUGAGCUGCAUGCAGGUAACCAGGUAACUGGAAUCCCUCCACACAUCCUCAACAGCUCCCCGUCAGACCGGCAGAUUAACCAGCUGGCCCAGAGGCUGGGCCCCGAGUGGGAGCCCAUGGUGCUGUCUCUGGGACUGUCCCAGACAGAUAUCUACCGCUGUAAGGCCAACCACCCCUACAACGUGCAGUCACAGAUGGUGGAGGCCUUUGUCCGCUGGAGGCAGCGCUAUGGGAAGCAGGCCACCUUCCAGAGCUUGCAAAGGGGCCUCCAGGCUGUGGAGGGGGACCUCUCAGUACUCCAGCACAUGCUGGAAUGA
Messenger RNA from Pipistrellus nathusii (Nathusius's pipistrelle), 600 nucleotides. Lineage: Eukaryota; Metazoa; Chordata; Mammalia; Chiroptera; Vespertilionidae. The record is from the annotation of a GenBank genome assembly.